AUGAACAUGGGCGACAUGGAGAUGGGAAGGAAAAAAAAAGCGGCCUCUGGAAGUAAAGAGCUCAAAGAAGUAGAGGACAUAAAAAAAGCUACAGCAGGCUUCAAACUAAAACAGGAAAAGGAGAAGGGAGGAGAAAAGGAGAACAAAGGAGAACAGGCGAGCGCAGGAGGACAGGCGAGCGCAGGAGGACAGGCGAGCGCAGGAGGACAGGCGAGCGCAGGAGGACAGGCGAGCGCAGGAGGACAGGUGAGCGAAGGAGGACAGGCGAGGACAGGCAAGCGCAGGAGGACAGGUGAUUGAAGGAGGAAAAGAGACACCUAAACAGACUUCUGAAGAACCGACGCAAGAGGAAGAUGAGGAGUACACUGACUGCGAAAGUGAAGAUAUCAAUGACGACGAAAAGAAAGCCAAACAAAGAGGGCGAUUCAAGGCCAAGCAGACGAAGGCCAACAAGCGGGAUCCCUAUAGACAUUACGAGUUUCUUGGCGAAUCUUAUAUCCAUGGCAUGAUGGACGGUGAGGCGGUCAGGCAGAACUUCUAUGAUAUAAAACCUGAUCAUUUGUUUGAAAUAAGAUAG
Hymenoscyphus albidus is the source of this 577-nucleotide messenger RNA. The record is from the annotation of a GenBank genome assembly. Lineage: Eukaryota; Fungi; Ascomycota; Leotiomycetes; Helotiales; Helotiaceae.